Messenger RNA from Paramecium primaurelia, 582 nucleotides. The record is from the annotation of a GenBank genome assembly. NCBI's taxonomy places the organism in Eukaryota, Ciliophora, Oligohymenophorea, Peniculida, Parameciidae.
AUGUAAGAAGAAACCUUUUAAUUAUAAAAAAAACAGGUGAUAGAAUAUACCCACAGAAAAUUUAUUAAACCUCUUUAACGAAAAUGUCAAUCCAAAUCUUAAAACUCUGAUGAUUUUUACUUGACUUUGGAAACCUGCCUUGACUCCAAUGCCAUUUCAAACUUCUGUAAAAGAGGAUCUAAUUUUUCUAUAGAAGAAGAAUAUCAUCCAUAAUUUCUUCAAAAUCCUUUAGUUAAUGAAUUACCUAAUUUGGAUAAAGUUCAAGUUCAAUUGAAUCACACUAUUCAAUAAUAACCAGAAAUUACCUAUAUACAUACUGAUAUGUUCAAAAAUGAACACUCUAACUUAAGGGAUUCUGAACAUAAAUUAUGGAAUAUUCAAAAUGAUUGUGAUGAACUGUAAGAAGAUCCUAUUGGAGACGAUUAUAAAUUGAUAUAAGUGGAUGAUAUCAAUUACUUAUAAACAUUUCAAAGUAAUAUUAUAGAAAAUCAAAAAAAGGCAUCACGAGAUAAAAAACAGACUCCAAAAAUACUUCAUCAAGACCUCACUAAAGGAAUUCAUAAAAUUUUAAUUAAAAAAUGA